Molecule: messenger RNA, 2393 nt
Organism: Nelumbo nucifera (sacred lotus)
Lineage: Eukaryota; Viridiplantae; Streptophyta; Magnoliopsida; Proteales; Nelumbonaceae
Source: RefSeq, a predicted model, not a curated record
UGUGUUUUAUAGGUGGGAGAGGGCUAAUAACUGCAUUGUAUCCGUACUUCUCCGGAUCUUCUUUAAAUAUUUCAAACGCCAUGUUUUGUACGGUUUCUUAACCGAUCAGCAACACUGUAGACCAGUGCUGCAAGUCUACCAAGGUUGACAGGCCUUUCCACCUAUAAAUAGAGAGCGAGAAGGCGUUCCUUCCGUCUAGGAGGGCGAGGAGCCCUCUCAGUGAUAGAGUUUGGCAUGAAAGAGUUGAGUAGCCACUGCUAAGAUAGCAUAUUGACGGAGUGCCUCAUCCGUCGUCACUUUGUUCAUUGUAUUCUGGUUUUAUUUGAAUAGCUUCACAGUGUUUGCUGACUCGAGCUGAGACCUCUUGGUCUUGGUAAAUCAUAAAUGUAUCAUGUGUAACACACAAUUUAGCUGUUUGGCCAUGGCAACGUUGUAGGGGCAGUUGUAGCAUAGAGACAUGCAGACAAGCCAAGUUAUGGCACCCUUCCCAGGCUCUUGUUGCAACCCACAAAUGACGGUGUCAUGGUGAUGGUGUAGAGUGCAUGCUUACGCCUGUUCCCACCAACUUACAAUCGGAUGGUUAGCAUUAUUCAAAUUCAGGACAUGCUAUGCAAAUGCAUGUGGAUUCCACAGGGAGGGUUUGAAGUAAUAAAGGGUUGAGGAGUUGAGGGUAACCAACCUGGAUCUUGAACAUGAAGAAGUCAGUGUUAAGAGGUGAUGAGCUUUGUCACAGACAAGCAAAAAGGCAUAAGGUUUCUUUAAAUAGAGAACUUAUAAAUCAAAGUUCUCAUCACAGCUUUUAUACCGAUUCUACCACUCCUGGAUGGAAAAAUGAGUCGUUUGAGGACAAGUUACUACAGUUAAGAACAGUUGCUAUAGAUCCAUCUAAUCCAAAAUCAUCAUUUGGAUCUGUCCAACAAUCAUGGACUCUUACUGUGCGAAAAGUUCUUUUCUUGAAUAGCUCUUUUCUUCCUUGGAAAAGGCGAAAAGUUCAUUUUGUACAGGAAUCAUCAACAAUCACUUGUGACUUGAAUAAAGUGGAAUCAAAUGAGCAAAGUUCUAUAGGACCAAGCAGACAAGGCUCCUUUGGUUCUUCAACUCCAUGCAUAAUAAAUUCAGCUGAUUCAAUUGAAAGUUAUAGUCGGCGGAUGGUUCACAAUUCAAGCUGUUCAUUGAGCUUAUUGAAGUUUGAAAUCUAUAUUCCAAGAAAUCAGGUCCUUGUUGAACACUCAUUCCAGGAUGAUGGAACGAAUUGGGGUAAUCCACCCAACAAAGAUGCCUCGUUAAUUGAUUCUGAUGAUUCAGUUAGUGACUCUAACCCAUCUAGUCCUUGGCAAUCAACUGAAAAAACUCAAAAAUCAGCCAAGAUAACAAAAUUCGUUGAUAAUAUUCCAAGUAGCUGCCAAUCUGUUCUACAAGACUUAACUAGUCCAAGCAACAAAGAUGCUUCAGUCUUACUUGAUUCAGCAGACUCAUUGAGUGGUUCAAACAAAUCGAGCUAUGAACAACAGCUACUGAAUUUCAUUGGGGACAAUGUUCCAAAGUUAGUAAUUCCUGUUGGCCCUCCAUUUCAAGCUGAUCUGCCAGAGUGGAUUGGUCCACCCAACAAGAACUUGUAUAAUGGUGAUAGCAGUUUAAAUAAUUCAAGUUGGUUGGGCACCCGGGUUUGGCCGAUCGAAGACAAGAUUAUAGAAUCUGAUGAAUUGAUUGGAAAAGGGAGAUCAAACACCUGUUUUUGCACAUCUCCAGGAUCCACCGACUGCAUCAAAUGCCACAUUAACGAGGAGAGGCUUAGAUUACAAUCUGAGUUGGGUCCUGCUUUCUUCACCUGGAGAUUUGAUUGCAUGGGGGAAGAAGUUUCCAGAUCAUGGUCAUUUAAUGACCAGAGGAGCUUUGAAUCUCUCGUGAAAACGAAUCCUCCAUCGAGGGGUAAGAGCUUUUGGAAGCCUGCUUUGAAACGCUUCCAAUCGAAGUGCAAAAAAAGCAUAGUGAGCUAUUACUUCAAUGUCUUCAUCCUGAGACGUAUGAGCAUGCAGACUAGAUUGGUCCCCGAGAUGGCUGAUAGUGAUGAUGAUGAAGCUGAUGAGGUUUUGUACUCAAAGAAAUCCCGCAAAAAUGGUAGUUUCAAAUUACGUCGUCGUAAUGAUGUGAAGAAUCGUUACUUGACUGGGAUUCGAUGAUUUCACAACUUGUUGUAGCUAUGUCAAAAUUUCGUUGAUAGAUCAUCUUUUUUGUUUUGGUUUUGUAGAAAAUGAAUAGUUUCAAACUCCUUAUACAGUUAUAACAUAGAUGAUACCAAUUGUAACUUAACAACUUAUAUUUUGGUUAAUAUAGAUGAUAUCAAUCGAGGGAACCAAACAAAAAAUAAAAUCAUUGUUGUGGUAUUGUGGUAA